Exophiala bonariae is the source of this 660-nucleotide messenger RNA. It is a transcript of the gene SNF7, whose product is annotated as ESCRT-III subunit protein snf7. The record is from RefSeq and is a predicted model, not a curated record. Gene Ontology annotation, biological process: late endosome to vacuole transport via multivesicular body sorting pathway; vesicle budding from membrane. The transcript is spliced from 3 exons. Gene Ontology annotation, cellular component: multivesicular body; cytoplasmic side of plasma membrane; ESCRT III complex. Lineage: Eukaryota; Fungi; Ascomycota; Eurotiomycetes; Chaetothyriales; Herpotrichiellaceae. The coding region runs from base 1 to 660 and encodes 219 amino acids.
AUGUGGGGUUGGUUUGGCGGGGCAGCAGCCCAAAAACGAAAGGAUGCACCCAAAAAUGCCAUUCUGCAGCUGAGGCAACAAAUGGAUAUGCUACAGAAGAGAGAAAGGCAUCUAGAAAGCCAGAUGGCAGAGCAAGAUGCUUUGGCCAGGAAGCAUGUAUCGACCAAUAAAGCCGCCGCCAAAGCAGCACUACGACGCAAAAAGGUUCACGAGCGCACCCUUGAGCAGACAUCUGCACAGAUCACUCAAGUUGAAACACAAAUCUACUCGAUCGAGGCCGCCAACAUCAAUCAAGAAACCCUGAUCGCAAUGAAAAAUGCCGGAAACGCAAUGGCGCAAAUACAUGGAAAUCUUACCAUCGACAAGGUUGACCAAACCAUGGACGAACUCCGCGAACAGCAUGCUCUUGGAGAAGAGAUUGCAAAUGCCAUCACAAAUGCUCCUCUUGGUGAGCCUAUCGAUGAUGCCGAUCUAGAAGAUGAGCUCGAGGGUUUGGAGCAAGAGGCCAUGGACGAGAGGAUGUUGAAGACUGGACCAACUCCUGUCACAGGAGAGAUCAACAGAUUACCAUCGGUAUCUACAGGUCCAGUCAAGCAAUCGUCAAUCGAGGAAGACGAGGAAGAAGAGCUUCGCAAGUUGCAAGCAGAAAUGGCUGUAUAA